AUUCACCUAUUUCUCCUCUGCAGUUUCAAUCAUAAAACACACACAAAAGUAGUCAUUGGGUCAGUUACAAAUAUACAUAUAGAUAAUAACUUUCCAAUUUUCAUUUACUCUUCUUCUCCCCUCAAAAACCCCUUUUAGCCUCUUCAAUUUUCAACACCACCAAAGAAAAAGCUACAUACAUACAUACAUACAUACCUAGAAAAUGGCUGAUGAAGGCACAGCUACUUGCAUUGAUAUCCUCUUGGCCAUUAUUUUGCCUCCUCUUGGUGUUUUCCUCAAGUUUGGUUGCCAGAUCGAGUUUUGGAUUUGUUUGUUGCUGACCCUUUUCGGCUAUCUCCCUGGGAUUAUUUAUGCUGUCUAUGCCAUCACCAAGUGAACUUUAAUCUUUGUGGAGGUGUGACCUGUGAACGACAACAAUAUGUCUUUUGUUUCUCUGAUUUGGGGUUCGUUUAUAGGAGUUGAUGGACAGUUGAUUCUUCAUUUUGUGUGUCAAAGUGUUUAAGAUUUUCUUUUUCUUUUCCCUCCUUUUUAAUCUGAUGUAAAGAUAGAAUAUUAGUUAUGUGAUUAGUACGUUUCAUUUGGUUCAAUGUAAAAUAUUUUUAGAAAAAUAUUUUCAUAUUUUACGAUGUUUGUUUUAAAAUAAAAUAUUUAAUUAAAAGUAAAAUAUUUUCAGUUAACUAAACUAAUUAAGACAAAUUUGUGUAAAAUAUUUUAUACUUGAAAUAUCGGUAAAAUAUUUUACAUUUAUCGCAAUUUGCCAGUCCCGAUACACUGCCUCUCUCUCACUUUUACGCUUUCUCAGAUUUCUCUCCACAACCCUGCCCACCCUCAGCCCUUCUCUCUCAGCCAUCACCAAUUCCACUGUCUUCAUCACCACCCAUCAUCGGUUCCACCCUAUUCGGCACCACCCAUCACCGGCUCUCCCUUCAUCAUUGCCACCCAUCACCAGCUCCAUGUCAUCGGUGCCACCACUAGUUCUCAAGUUUUCUCAACGCCACUGUCAAUCUUGUUCCUUCUUCAAGAUUAUUUAGCUGGGUUUCUAGAGGUUGGUUUGUGGUGGGACUUGCUUUUAGUGGGUCAGAGGUGGAUCCGGUGAUCAAGAUUGUACAGUUUUUGGUUGAUGGAUUUUGGGUCUCAGUUGUUCGAUAUGGUGGCUUGAUGGAUGGCAUGGGUGGGGUUGUUUUUCAUGGGUCUUAGUCUUUCUUUUUAGUGGCAGAUUUCAAUUGUUUCUCGUUUAAUUUUUUUUUUUUUGGGUAAUUCAACAAAAUGAAGAUAAAGCUGCUCACCAAUUCAACAAUGGCUCCACUACAUCAUGGUGUAGGCAUUUCUUAUAGAGUUAAAAUAGUUGAAAAUAAACCACAAUUUGUAGCAACCAGAAUUAAAUAUGGAUGGAGAUCAAGAAGAACAGGAAGGGUCUGAUUCUUAAAUUGUUUCUCAUUUCUCAUGGGUUACCGUUGUUUUUCAAGAUGAUUGUGGCAGAUCUUGAUUGUUUUUUCCAUGGGUUUGUGGCUUUGUAUUUACCGGUGAUCCUCUAAUAGCUCCAAAUAGAUUUCUCAGAUUUGGUUGGUAGGAUAUGCACUAAUCCGGUGGGCUGUGAGAAAAAUGUUCACAUUUUAUAUUUAAAAAAAUUUUGAAAAUGAUUUUCCUUUUAGACAAUCAAACACGGUAAAAUGAAAAUAUUUUCAGUAAAAUAUUUUACAUUUGAAAAUAUUUUACUUCAAAACAAACGGAGCGUAAGACUUUGACGAAUGGUGGGUACUGUUCGUUAUGUUAUUGUUUCUUAGAACCUAUUCUUAUUUUAAUGUGAUUUAUGUUCUUUUUCAACCA
This is a messenger RNA of Quercus robur (English oak), 1827 nucleotides long. RefSeq names its product hydrophobic protein RCI2B-like. NCBI's taxonomy places the organism in Eukaryota, Viridiplantae, Streptophyta, Magnoliopsida, Fagales, Fagaceae. The coding region runs from base 203 to 376 and encodes 57 amino acids. The transcript has 3 exons. Gene Ontology annotation, cellular component: membrane. The record is from RefSeq and is a predicted model, not a curated record.